AUGCAGAACUACUCAUUUGCGCCCCCGUCGGGGCCUCCCCGCGAGGGCCAGAAAAACUACGUAUUCGUCGACGAACAUAAUCGACACAAGAGACUGAAGGUAAUGCGGGCCUGCAAUGGCUGUCGGAAGAGAAAGAUCAAGUGUGAUGCAGCCACAACCAAUACAUGGCCGUGCUCGGCAUGCACGCGCCUCAAACUCGUCUGUGUUCCACCCACUAUCGGACAGGACGGCGAUUUUGGCCCCGAUUCUCAAGGCAUCGAAUUCGACACUGCAGGUCCUUCCGGUGCUCCCGAGGGCUCUCAUCACGCUUUUCCGGUGCCUCCAGCCUAUCGAGACGGCAGCCAGGCGACCGUGGGAUCUAUGCCUUCCUACGAUGGAAUAGGCCUGUAUCCUCAGUUUGUGCACGCUCCCCCGAGUCAAACCGGAUUGUAUAACGAUAUGCGGUCGCCUCCGAUGGUCUCGCCACACCAGUCAUAUCAACAGCCUCAAAUGUUUGCUGGAGCACAAUCGUCUUCCUUAGGAACCGACCGCGCCGUUUAUGUCGAAAGUGACCCUUCGACUGCGGAGAACCUCAGUGACGUUCUUGGAGAGCUGAAAAUUGACGAGACAGGCAUCGCCCCAUAUAUUAGGAGGCAAAGAAUGGACCGCACUGAGCCCGAUGCACCUGUUCAAGAUGACGUCGAGGAAAGGCUUCCACCCCUCAGCACAGGCGCGGGUGCGACAAUCCGGAUUCCUCCCGAACUUAUGCCCUCAGACGACGAUGUGAUGAACUACUUCCAAAUAUACUUCGAUGAGAUCCACCCUUACGUGCCCGUCAUACCGCGGGCUCAUCUAUACUAUCAAUGGCAGAACGACCGCAGCUCCAUCUCCCCCUUCUUCUUGAGGCCUUGUUUGCAUGCGCUGGCCGAUUAUCUGACGAGCCGGCGGAGGGCGCUCAGGCACGAGACUAGCUUCAUGGAUGUUCCCCGUUUAAGUACUAUUCAAGCUCUUCUUCUCUUACUGAAAGCCAGGGAGUCUUUGCCCAAAAAGGGCUAUUACUACCGAUCCUGGCAGACCGUCAAGACAAUUGUCUCAAUGGCCAAGGAUCUGGACAUUCACGAGCAUUACAGUACCCAUUCCGAAGGAAGACCGUGUGAAUUGAGCCCAAUAGAAUGCCUCGUGCACACUCGAGUAUGGCAGGCCCUUUUGGUGGUGGAAGUGAUGAUCGGAGCACCUCAAGGCCGCUCCGACUACGGCGUGGACCCUGAAACCGUUGAUAUGCGUCCGACACUAGACAUCAGGGGUCUCGAUCCGUACGAGAUAGAACGAUCCCGACAGUAUGCCUAUUUCGUUCGGAACGCACACCAUAUCCGCAUUAUUACGGAUAUCUAUCACAAGGUCAAGAAACAGAAGGAUUGGGGAGCCAAUCCUCAAUUUGUGCAGAGAAAUCCGCUUUUUGCGGAUUGGCUUCGUAGUUUACCAGGUGAUCUGCAGGUCAACUACCCAGCCGACGGCUUGCCUCCUUGGAUCCCCUCUCAUUUCGUGGGCAAUAUGCAUUCUCACUGUCAUCUUGCAAUCAUUCUCCUACACCGUCCGCAGCUUUUAGCCUCCCAGUCCUUCGCGGCUGGGGGCGACUGGAGAGUCCAUUUCUCCCUCUGCUAUUCUUCAGCAAAGAAUAUCUGCCGGUUACAGGAAGCAAUUCUCGAGAGAUUUGGGCUUUCCGGUCUUCUCUACAUGCAAAGGGGGAUUAAUUUCGCCAUCUAUUGUGUCCUCACCUGCACUAUGCUUCACUUGAUUGCAAUUACUUCUCCAGAUCCCGAGUUCAACUCCGACGCUCGUGAAUUUUUCACUCGCCACAUGCGCAUCCUAGAGCGAUGCUCUACAGCCUGGCCUAUGCCCGAAAUUCAGGCACAGAUCGAUUCAUUGAAGCUAGCUUUCUCCGCUGACACCAGUCGUCCAUUUGAGCUGAAACCGAGUUUCCCAUACGGAAGUCCCUCGGAGCCCUAUCAGCCCAGUCCGCCUAUGGAUGCCCACUAUCAUCCACACCUGAAUCAGGUGUCAAGCAAUGUCCAAUCCAGAGUGGGUUUCAACACACAUCCCAUUACUCCUCCGAUUUCCGCUGGUGCUGAAGACUCGAAGUCCGAUACAUCCUCUCAGUUACAAUCUCUUGGAAUGGUGCCCCAUCAAGCACCUACCACCCACCCUCUAGACGCUCCAUUGGUUGAUGAAAACAGCUGGGAUCCGACCCGCAUUAUCAAUCAAUGGGAUAUGGCUUUCUCCGUGAACCCCUCCACAGUCUCCACCAGCUCUCCCCCGAUGCCGAUGAACAACACCCCGCAACCCAUGUCAAAUUUGGUGAAUCACCAGUUUCCAAUUCAAUACAAUUCGCCUUCCAAGGUGACGGUCGCGCCGACCCAGUCUGUGUCACCGCCGCAGUUCCAGACGCCACAGGUCGUUUUUAGCGCAAGAGAUUGGCAGCAGAGUGUGGCGAGUGUGUAUGAUCCCCAGGGGUUGAAACGACGAUGGAAUUAUCCAGUAGACCUCGACUCUGACAACAUGACCAAACGACGAGGCUAA
Messenger RNA from Penicillium atrosanguineum, 2556 nucleotides. RefSeq names its product Zn(II)2Cys6 transcription factor. The record is from RefSeq and is a predicted model, not a curated record. Gene Ontology annotation, biological process: regulation of DNA-templated transcription. NCBI's taxonomy places the organism in Eukaryota, Fungi, Ascomycota, Eurotiomycetes, Eurotiales, Aspergillaceae. Bases 1 to 2556 code for a protein of 851 amino acids. Gene Ontology annotation, molecular function: DNA-binding transcription factor activity, RNA polymerase II-specific; zinc ion binding. The transcript has 8 exons.